GCCAGACUGAAGAAAAGAGGAGGGGGAGAGAGAUGUGAGAGAGAGAAAUAUAAAGGAAGAGAAAAGAGGGAAAGAGUAAAGGACAUUCUUAUACAGAAAGAACCAGGACAGUGAACUCAACACAAAGCAGUGAGACUCUGCUGCUGGACUCUAUCUUCUUUGGAGUUCCUGGUGUGAAACGCACAUUAGGAGAGGUGAAAGUUCAGGGGUCAGGCGUAGCGGCAGCGUGUGAGAAUGUCGGUGAAGCCUCUUCUUCUUCUCCUCCUGGGAAUCACUGCAGCCACAGUUGUCACAGCUCAAGGACCAUGGAGAACAGACAACAGAGAGUCAGGCUCGUCUCUGUUCAACUCUGAUGACAACUAUGAGUGGACCACAUGGUUCAAUGUUGAUCACCCCGGAGGCCGUGGAGACUACGAGCAGCUGGAGGCCAUUCGCUUCUACUACCGUGCCCGAGUGUGUGAGACUCCACGGGCAAUCGAAGCCAGAACCACUGAAUGGGUCCCAGCCCGAGAAACUGGGGAGACGGUCCAUGCAGACCCAUCUGUGGGCUUCUGGUGCCUCAAUGAGGAGCAGGGUCCUGACCGCAACUGCUCUAACUACGCGGUCCGCUUCCUAUGCCCCAAAGAUAACAGUGUGAACAUUCAGGGUACCUGGGGUCCAUGGUCAGACUGGAGCCCAUGCCCUGCCCUCUGUGGUCAGGUGGGGGUCCAACUGCGCUCCAGAAACUGCCAGUCUCGCUCUGUGCCCUGCAUUGGGCCUAAAGUUGAAGGGAAAGCAUGCAAUGGAGCAGAGUGCCCAAUACCAGAUUGCUCCAUGCAGUGUGUAACGGGGAAGGUGAAUGCUGAGUGUGACGCCUGCAUGUGUGAAGACCACAUCCUGCUGGGUUCUGUCCGUGGUGCCGGGGGCCUCACAGCUGAAGGGGCUACCAUCCUUCGCUCAGGCAAACUCCUUACUCUUACCGACCACAAUGGGCAUUUCCGCAUCCCUGGGGUCUGCCCUGACGGCAACACCACCCUGACGGUCAACCUGCAGGGUCAUGCCACCCUUAGCGUUGUUGUGCCCCACAGUACUGAACGUACCUCUGUCCUCAGUGUCCAGCUGAAAAGAAUAGAGAAGCUUCACGUGCUGAGCAACCCCGAGAGCAAGGUCCGGAGGGAGGGACAAACUGCUGCCUUCUGCUGCAAAGUGGCAGGAACACCCCAACCAGACAAGUACCAAUGGUUUCAUAAUGACAGUCUCCUGGAGGAACACUCUGAGAGCACCUUAGUCCUAAAAAAUCUGCGUCCUGAGCUGACUGGGGAGUACUACUGCAGAGCAAGUGGUCCCUCUGGGGCUAUCAAGACCAAACCAGCUACACUCAAAGUCUUAGGUAGAGAUGAGCAUUCGUGUAAUCCCAAACCUGAAUCCCACCUCAUCCGCCUCCCGCAUGACUGCUACCAAAACAGUACAGACUCCUUCUACUACGAUGUGGGCAAGUGCCCCUCGAGCACAUGUGCUGGAAAGCUGGACAAUGGCAUCAGGUGCAAAGACAAAGUGGCUUACUGCUGUGGCGUCAAAAAGAUGGAGGAGAAGCAGCUGACAUGCCGGGGUUACCAAUUGCCCACCAUGGUGGUGACUGAGUGCGGCUGCCAGAAAUGUGUGGACACCAAGGCCAUCGUGCACGGUAGGGCCAUUGCUGCAGACAAUGGUGAGCCGAUGAGGUUCGGCCACGUCUUUAUGAACGGUGUCCGAAUCAGCCGCACAGGCUACAAAGGAACAUUCUCUAUCCAGGUUCCUCCAGACACAGAGAGGCUAGUCCUGACUUUUGUGGACAACAUGCAGAAAUUCGUCAACACCACAAAGGUACUCCCAUUUAACCCCAAAGGAGGGGCCGUUUACCAUGAGAUCAAACUACUGAGAAAGAAAGCUCCUGUGACCAUUAGCCCAACAGAAACCAACACUCUGGAGCUUGGGGAGUUAGAGGGCCAGGAGUCAAUGGUUCAGAUCCAGAUUCCUCCCAAUUCCUUCUAUACAGAAAAAGGAGAAGUCUUCACGGGUAACGUAAAUGCCAGUGUAACGUUCCUUGACCCCAGAGAUGUCUCCACAGCUGCUGCAGCUCAAAGUGAUCUCAACUUUGUAGGAGAUGAAGGAGAUACCCUGCCGCUGAGAACCUAUGGGAUGUUCUCAGUUGACUUUAGGGGUGAGGAAAACAAUGAGCCCCUGAACGCAGGUGAAGUGAAGGUGUUCCUGGAUUCUGCCCAGGUGAAGAUGUCCGAGCACCUCGACAUCAUGAAGCUGUGGUCACUGAACCCUGACACUGGCCUGUGGGAGGAGGAGGGAAGUCUGCAGGUGGAGAAGAAAAAAAGAGGCAAAAGGGAGGAGAGAACCUUUCUGAUUGGUAACAUGGAGAUCAGAGAAAGACGUCUUUUUAACCUGGAUGUCCCAGAGAACCGCAGGUGUUAUGUGAAAGUGAGGGCUUUCCGCAGUGAACGCUUCAUGCCCAGUGAGCAGGUGGAGGGAGUUGUGGUGAGUCUUAUAAACAUGGAGCCCACAGCUGGCUACUCCACUAACCCACGCGCUUGGGGCCGUUUUGAUAGCGUCAUCACCGGCUCCAAUGGUGCCUGUCUUCCUGCCUUCUGCGAUGAACAAAAAGCUGAUGCCUACUCUGCCUAUGUCAUGGCCAACCUUGGAGGAGAGGAGCUGGAGGCCGUGUCUUCUGCUCCCAAACUCAAUCCCAACCUCAUUGGAGUGCCCCAGCCUUACCUGGGUAAGCUGAACUACAGGCGGACUGACCACGAGGACCCCAGAGUGAAGAAGACUGCAUUCAGCAUCAAUGUGGCAAAACCAAGUCCCAACACAGCUGAGGAAAGCAACGGACCAGUGUACGCAUUUGAGAACUUGAGAGACUGUGAGGAGGCCCCAUUCAGUGCGGCACACUUCCGCUUUUCAAGAGUAGAAGGUGACCGCUAUGAUUACAACACAGUGCCGUUUAAUGAAGACGACCCAAUGAGCUGGACAGAGGACUACCUGAGCUGGUGGCCCAAGCCCAUGGAAUACCGGGCCUGCUACAUUAAAGUCAAAAUCAUCAGCCCACAUGAGAUCAAUGUUCGGUCCCGCAACAUGGGUGGCACCCACCCAAAGACAGUAGGCCAGCUGUAUGGCCUCCGAGACACUCGCAGCAUCCGUGACAUGGACCAGGGAACUAUUUCAGCUGUGUGCCUGGAGUUCAAGUGCAGUGGGAUGCUGUAUGAUCAGGAACGUGUCGACCGUACCCUGGUGAAGGUGAUUCCACAAGGAAGCUGCAAGAGAGAUCUCGUCAACACUAUGCUUCAAGAGUAUCUGGUCAACCACCUGCCCUUAGCCGUCAACAAUGACACCAACGAGUUCACCAUGCUGGCACCUCUUGACCCACUUGGCCAUAACUACGGGAUUUACACAGUGACAGACCAGGAUCCCCGCACAGCCAAAGAGAUCGCACUCGGACGUUGCUUUGACGGCACUUCUGAUGGGACAUCUCGUGUCAUGAAGAGCAAUGAUGGCGUAGCGCUGACGUUCACCUGCGGAGAUCAUGAGGUGACACGCCAGAGCGUCUUCCAGGCCCUGCAGACUGCUCAAGGUCAAACAUUAACGAGUGUGGUGAGAGGAGAAGGCAGGCAGAACCGACGCCGGCAGAGGGCCAAUGCACCCCGCAGCAGCCGCAGACGCAGCACCAGAAAUCCAACAGGAAAACGUGCAACGGCCACAAGCUAAAUGACAACGCCAAAGGUCGAAGUUCUACCUGGAGACCAAAUUAACAUCUGCAAAGGAGAUGGGAGUGGAGACGUCGACUUUGUUCUCAUACAAACAUUUUUUUGACUUUUUGUUCACAUACUAACCAUAGGCCCAUUUCUUGCAGAUUCUUGUCAAGAACAUUUGUUUUUCUCUUACAUUUUCAACUGUACUGUGGUAAAUAUUUACUUGAAGUUGUAAAUAGAGUAUUUAUUACAUACCUUAAAUAGUAAUCAGGGUGCUGUUACUUGCUGCACAAGUUUCUUUCACUGAUGAUGUAAACAAGAACAGAAACACAACUUGUCCUUUUGACCAGUGAUUUAUUAAAUUAGAUGCUUAUAAAACACUGCA
This is a messenger RNA of Epinephelus moara (kelp grouper), 4098 nucleotides long. It is a transcript of the gene cilp, whose product is annotated as cartilage intermediate layer protein, nucleotide pyrophosphohydrolase. Bases 235 to 3729 code for a protein of 1164 amino acids. The transcript has 9 exons. Lineage: Eukaryota; Metazoa; Chordata; Actinopteri; Perciformes; Serranidae. The record is from RefSeq and is a predicted model, not a curated record.